AUGGCAACACUGCUCUCCUUGUCCACCGAGCUUGAAUUGGAUGUCAUCGAGCACCUCGAUACACCAUUCAACAACUCAUUCUUCUCUAUUUCUCGGGAUCUCCUGAGCUUGAGUCAACUGCCAAAUCUGGAACACGUCAUCGUGCAAUUCGCGUGGACAAAGUAUCCAUCAACGGAUGAAGGAAUGCACCGAGAUGAGUACAAUUCGACAGAGGAGCUUCAAGGUCAGGGAACAGAUGUUGAGUUCCGGUCUUUGAUGUUGCAGUCCUACGAAGCGUUGGCACGUAAUCCGCCAUCUUACAUCAAAAGUCUGGAGCCAAGGAAUGUACUGGCGCACACAUGCUCUGCGUGGAAUACGGCAGAAUUCCAGGAAUCGCUGAAAGAACUUUCUUCCUUUUCAAUCUCUCUUCAAGGAGGUGACAAUGGAGCUGGCGGGAGUAUCAACACAACACCCGGAUACUUCGAAUUCAUCCCGGAGCUAGAUUUUUACUUCUUCGAACAUCUGAAAAUUAUGACGCAUUUCAGUUCCGCCACCACAGACGAUGGCCCGCCAGCGAUCCAAGAAGAUACCAGGAUCAGCGCGCUGCGACUCUGCGAGAUGCAUAUGCCGCAAUUACGAAGAUUGGAAUUGGAGAGUGUUUUUAUUAGCCAGUCACUUUCUGCAUUCAUCCCCGCUCAUGGCGACACCCUCGAGUCUUUGUAG
Messenger RNA from Parastagonospora nodorum SN15, 702 nucleotides. RefSeq lists its product as hypothetical. Bases 1 to 702 code for a protein of 233 amino acids. The record is from RefSeq and is a predicted model, not a curated record. NCBI's taxonomy places the organism in Eukaryota, Fungi, Ascomycota, Dothideomycetes, Pleosporales, Phaeosphaeriaceae. The transcript is spliced from 2 exons.